Messenger RNA from Annulohypoxylon maeteangense, 1316 nucleotides. RefSeq lists its product as uncharacterized. The coding region runs from base 243 to 959 and encodes 238 amino acids. The record is from RefSeq and is a predicted model, not a curated record. Gene Ontology annotation, biological process: mitotic sister chromatid segregation. Gene Ontology annotation, cellular component: MIS12/MIND type complex; kinetochore. Lineage: Eukaryota; Fungi; Ascomycota; Sordariomycetes; Xylariales; Hypoxylaceae. The transcript has 2 exons.
CACCAGCCAAUCAACUUCAACAAGCCGGACAAAACGAGGAAUACCUUCAAAAUCAUUCAACGGUCGCAUGACACGCGCAUUGACAAUUCAUUUUCUUCAUCCUACUACAGCCAAUUGCAUACAAAAAUUGGAACUUUUCUGUAACAUAGGACUCUGUUACGUAUAAAGUGCAUAUAUAUCAGCACCCACAUCCAUCCUUUCACCGCAAGCAACUGUGGAAUUAGGAUUCAGAAAAAGAAAACAUGGAAGGCCACCGCAAGAUCGAGCUCCAAGCUCCGGACGACCUCGCGUACCUGCUAGCCAAUGUGCGACGCGCCGCCGCAGCGCGCCUUGACGAGGCUUUCCCGCCCGUGGACGGGGCGAGCGCCGGCGGAGAGGGCGAUGAGUUACGGACGAGGAUCGAGGAACUGGUGAAUGAGUACAUAACCAAAACCUUCAAACUCGCCUCCCCCAACCUCAGCAUCAACGGCAUGCCCGUAAACGCGGAGCACUUCCUAUCCGGCGACCCAUCCUCCGCCGCAGCCCUGCAGCCAGAAGAAGUAUUCGAGCCCUUCGACGCCCGCAAGCGCGCACGCGUCGAGGAGCUGAGCCGCGAAGAAGAAGACCUGCUGCGGGACAUCGCGGCGCUGAAGAAAUCCGUCCCGGGCGCCGCGGCGCAGGCCUGGGCCGAAGCGGCGCGGAAGUCCGUCGUCGACGACGAGCAGGCUUUGGCUGUUGUUAACGAACGCGCUUCUAACCCUACCUCCUCCACCGACGAGAAUAAUAAUAGCAAUGAUAGUGGUGGCAACAGUAAGUUAUUCGAAGACCUCCGCAAACCACUCGAUCGCCAGGACGAGAUCGAAGGUAACUACGAGGACGCGGUGGCGGGGCUGGGCAAGCUGAAGCGCGAGAUGCCGUCGGUGGUGGCUAAGAUGGAGAGGGCGAGGAGCGCGGGGGAGUACGUCGUCACGGAGCGGUGAGGCAGUGGGGCGUUUGCGUCUGUGCGUACGUGAGAGAGACUGGGAAAAAGGGGGAGGGGGGAGAUGGACAGGGGGUGUUCAUACAUAUGUACAUACAUAAAGAAAGGUGGUAGGUUGGAAGAUACACGUGCCUGUCCAGUUGGCGACGAUCUAGCGUUUGAGGCCAGGAGUUGCGACUGCGAAGAGGCGGUGGCUCGGCAUUGUCGUGUACCUUUUUCAGGGGCUGGUUGCGGUGAUGGUUCAUGGGAAAUUACCUAUUGACUCCAUAGCAUUUGUAGAUUUAUCGGUUAACGGCUACGUCUAGUACGCGGAAUGAUCUAGAUUUUAUAAAUGAAUAGUACCUCGAGUUUGAAUAGC